Messenger RNA from Balaenoptera musculus (blue whale), 4828 nucleotides. RefSeq names its product teashirt zinc finger homeobox 2 (gene TSHZ2). NCBI's taxonomy places the organism in Eukaryota, Metazoa, Chordata, Mammalia, Artiodactyla, Balaenopteridae. Bases 1305 to 4409 code for a protein of 1034 amino acids. Gene Ontology annotation, biological process: regulation of transcription by RNA polymerase II. Gene Ontology annotation, cellular component: nucleus. The record is from RefSeq and is a predicted model, not a curated record. The transcript has 2 exons. Gene Ontology annotation, molecular function: DNA binding; DNA-binding transcription factor activity, RNA polymerase II-specific.
CCCACCCCCUUCCCUGCCCGAAAGGAACAUAAGUUCUCAUGCUCCUAAUAUGGUUAAUGGUCCUGUUAAUGGUCCCUGCGGCUCAGCUCACCUGGCCCCCUGCGUCUCCUGCCAUCACCCCGCCCCCUUUCUUCCACAUCCCCUCCCUUCUCACGCCUCCCCCACGGGGUGUCCCCGAGCCCGGGGGGGGGGCGUGGUGGAAGGGGGGUGGCGCGUCGCCGCACCAGAGAAGAGGGCGCACGGCGGAGCCAGCCCCGGUGGCACGCCCGGCUCCCCGCCCCCAGCCCUGCUCCCCGGCGGGACACUGUCCCUUUAAUAGACUCCCUCUGCCCGGCGUUCUGCGGCUGGGGAGUAAAUUUCUCCCUGUCAUCAGGUCGCGGGGAGAGGAGGAGGAGGAGGAGUUUGUUAAUGUUGAGUUUGUUCCGCGGGAUCGAUGUUUGCUGGCAUCGCCUCGCCCUGUCUUGUGUGUGUGUGAGAGCGUGUGCGUGUGUGUGUGUGUGUGUGUGUGUGCAUAUGUGGGGGGUGUGAGUGUGUGUGCGAGAGGAAGCGAGAGUGCGUGCGUGCGUGUGAGUGUGUGUGUGAGUGUGUGUGUGUGUGUGUGUGUGUGUGAAUUCCAGAUUUUCUGUCUUUCCCAAACCCGCUCCUGUCCUCUAGCAUAUCACUCACAGACGGGGAUCCGACAGCAGCCGCAAACCUACAGUGAGUGAUCUCUCUGCCCCCAGCGCGAAUCCGCCAUAGAGAUCGGCGAGGAGGAGGAGGAAGAGGAGGAGGAGGAGGAGGAGGGAAAGAGGGGAAGGAAGAAGAAAAAGAAGAAGAAACCACUACCUUCCCAGGAUUGCCUUUUUUUUUUUUUUUCCUUAUCUUUACGCGCGCGUGUGCGUCCCUCGUCCUUUCCAUCCGAACCCGGUCUUGGAUGUUUAAUAAAGAAAUCAAGUGUCUCAACAGUCACCAAAAAAAAAAAAAAAAAAAAAACACAAACCAAAAAAAAAAAAAAAAAACAAAAACAAAAAGAGAGAAAGAGAGAGGAAAAAAAAAAAUCCAAAACAACAAACAAACAAGGCAGAACCAACCUCUACUUCCAACCAGCCGGCACAGCCGUCCGUGUCUGCCACCCAGAGAGGGGGGUCUCUGGCCCGUGGUGGAGGAGUUGCAGGGGGGAUCGUCAGGGGGACAGAGGCCGAGUGACGCCCUAGGAGCCACCGGGCAGGAGGCGGAGGAGACCCAGAGAGGCGAGAGAGACCGCGGGCCCCCGCGCGCGGCUCGGGGCUGGGGCGCCAGAAGUGGGACUGGAGCGAAGUAGAGCGAUGCCAAGGAGGAAACAGCAGGCACCCAAGCGGGCGGCAGGCUACGCCCAGGAAGAACAGCUGAAGGAAGGGGAGGAAAUAAAGGAAGAGGAGGAAGAGGAAGACAGUGGUUCGGUAGCUCACCUUCAGGGCAGCAAUGACCCAGGGACAGACGAGGAGCUAGAAACGGGCCCCGAGCAGAAAGGCUGCUUCAGCUACCAGAACUCUCCAGGAAGUCACCUGUCCAAUCAGGACGCCGAGAAUGAGUCCUUGCUGAGUGAUGCCAGUGAUCAGAUGUCAGACGUCAAGAGCGUGUGCGGCCGAGAUGCCUUGGACAGGAAAGCAAGCGUGCACGCCAAGCUUCCAAAUGAAGCCCACAGUUGCAUGGAUAAAAUGACCGCCGUCUACGCCAACAUCUUGUCUGACUCCUACUGGUCGGGCCUGGGUCUUGGCUUCAAACUGUCCAACAGCGAGAGGCGGAAUUGUGACCCCCGUAAUGGCAGCAACAAGACUGAUUUCGAUUGGCACCAAGACGCUCUGUCCAAAAGCCUGCAGCAGAACUUGCCUUCCAGAUCCGUGUCGAAGCCCAGCCUGUUCAGCUCGGUCCAGCUGUACCGGCAGAGCAGUAAGAUGUGCGGGACCGUUUUCACCGGGGCCAGCAGGUUCCGGUGUCGGCAGUGCAGCGCCGCCUAUGACACCCUGGUCGAGUUGACUGUGCACAUGAACGAAACGGGCCACUAUCAAGAUGACAACCGCAAAAAGGACAAGCUCAGACCCACGAGCUAUUCAAAGCCCCGGAAAAGGGCUUUCCAGGAUAUGGACAAAGAGGAUGCUCAAAAGGUCCUGAAAUGUAUGUUUUGUGGCGACUCCUUCGAUUCCCUCCAAGAUUUGAGUGUCCACAUGAUCAAAACGAAACAUUACCAAAAAGUGCCUUUGAAGGAACCAGUACCAACCAUUUCGUCGAAAAUGGUCACUCCGGCGAAGAAACGCAUCUUUGACAUCAAUCGGCCAUGUUCCCCCGAUUCGACCACAGGAUCGUUUGCAGAUUCGUUUCCUUCUCAGAAGAACGCCAACAUACAGCUGUCCUCCAACAAUCGCUACGGCUACCAAAAUGGCGCCAGCUACACCUGGCAGUUUGAGGCCUGCAAGUCCCAGAUCUUGAAGUGCAUGGAGUGUGGGAGCUCCCACGAUACUUUGCAGCAGCUCACCACCCACAUGAUGGUCACCGGUCACUUUCUCAAGGUCACCAGCUCUGCCUCCAAGAAAGGGAAGCAGCUGGUGCUAGACCCACUCGCCGUGGAGAAGAUGCAGUCGUUGUCAGAUGCCCCAAGCAGUGAUUCUCUGGCUCCCAAGCCAUCAAGUAACUCAGCUGCUGACUGCAUAGCUUCUACGACUGAGUUAAAGAGAGACAGCAAAAAAGAAAAAGCAGAGCAGAUCAACAAGGAUGAGAAAGUCAUGAAAAGCGAGGACUAUGAAGACCCUCUACAAAAACCUUUAGACCCUACGAUAAAAUACCAGUACCUAAGGGAGGAGGAUUUGGAAGACGGCUCAAAGGGCGGAGGGGACAUUUUGAAGUCACUGGAAAAUACUGUUACCACCGCCAUCAACAAAGCCCAGAAUGGGGCUCCCAGCUGGAGUGCGUACCCCAGCAUCCACGCUGCUUACCAGCUGUCAGAGGGCACCAAGCCUGCUUUGCCGAUGGGCUCCCAGGUACUGCAGAUUCGACCCAACCUCACCAACAAGUUAAGGCCAAUUGCACCCAAGUGGAAAGUAAUGCCGCUGGUUUCUGUGCCCACAAGCCUGGCCCCAUACACGCAAGUUAAGAAGGAGCCGGAAGACAAAGAUGAAGUGGUGAAGGAGUGUGGGAAAGAAAGUCCCCAUGAAGAGGCGUCCUCUUUCAGCCACAGUGAGGGGGAUUCUUUCUCCAAGUGUGAACCCCCUUCAGAAUCCAAAAAGGCUGAGCCUUGUCCCCUGAAGGAGGAGGACAAGCGGAUGAAAGAAGGUGGUGAGAAAGAGAAACCCCAGCCCUUGGAGCCAGCAUCUUCCCUCAGCAACGGCUGUGCCCUCGCCAACCAUGCUUCGGCCCUGCCGUGCAUCAACCCGCUCAGUGCCCUGCAGUCUGUCCUGAACAAUCACCUGGGCAAAGCUACGGAACCCUUGCGCUCUCCUUCCUGCUCCAGCCCAAGCUCAAGCACAAUGUCGAUGUUUCAUAAGUCGCAUCUCAGUGUCACGGACAAGCCGGUGUUGAGUCCUGUCUCCGCAAGGCCGGCCAGCAUGUCCAGACGCUACCUGUUUGAGAACAGCGACCAGCCCAUCGACCUGACCAAGUCCAAAACCAAGAAGGCUGAGUCCUCGCAAGCACAAUCCUGUACGUCCCCACCCCAGAAGCACGCUCUGUCCGAUAUCGCCGACAUGGUCAAAGUCCUCCCCAAAGCCACCACCCCAAAGCCUGCUGCUUCCUCCAGGGUCCCUCCCGUGAAGCUGGAGAUGGAGGUCAGGCGCUUCGAGGACGUGUCCAGCGAAGUCUCAACCUUGCAUAAAAGGAAAGGCCGGCAGUCCAAUUGGAACCCUCAGCAUCUUCUAAUCCUGCAGGCUCAGUUUGCCUCCAGCCUCUUCCAGACGUCGGAGGGCAAAUACCUGCUGUCCGAUCUGGGCCCACAGGAGCGAAUGCAGAUCUCGAAGUUUACGGGGCUCUCAAUGACCACCAUCAGCCACUGGCUGGCCAACGUCAAGUACCAGCUGAGGAAAACGGGCGGGACCAAGUUUCUGAAAAACAUGGACAAAGGACACCCGAUCUUUUACUGCAGUGACUGUGCCUCCCAGUUCAGAACCCCUUCUACCUACAUCGGUCACUUAGAAUCUCACCUAGGUUUCCAAAUGAAGGACAUGACCCGCAUGGCCAUGGAACAGCAAAGCAAAGUGGAGCAGGAGAUCUCCCGGGUAUCGUCGGCUCAGAGGUCACCGGAAACCAUAGCUGGCGAAGAGGACACAGACUCUAAGUUCAAGUGUAAGUUGUGCUGUCGGACAUUUGUGAGCAAACACGCAGUAAAACUCCACCUAAGCAAAACGCACAGCAAGUCACCCGAACACCAUUCACAGUUUGUAACAGACGUGGAUGAAGAAUAGCUCUGCAGGUAUGGGUUUGCUCCCACGUGGUUGUGACAGUAACUUUGUGAGGAGCUUCUAGAAGGGAGAUGGGUCUAUUUAGAGGCAGCUGACAUCUCCCUAUACCAAGAGCACAGUAGCCUGCUGGAAUAGCACGCAUUUUUAUGAAAGACCAGAACAUGAUAAUUAAGUCCUAGCCGUUCUCUCAGUUUCUCCGGUUCCGCGUUGGGAAAUAGAAUAAAAUGGGUUUAGAGAGAUGGAGCUCACAGGUGACUGCCUCUUGAUACCCAAGGCCCUCUUAGUUACCCAAGGCCCUACUUUCAAGGUCCAGCCAAGGCUACACUUCAUUUUAAUUGAUAAGUACUGACUUGUCUUACUGUCCCAUUUCACCGCCUCACCUUCCGAGAGUAAUGCGAAUGAGUUACAAGGUGAUGCAAAUU